AAAAACUGAAUGAAUAUCCAUCACUCACAAAACUCUGUGUGCAAGACUUGAAACAAUUCUCUCUCUCUCUCUCUCUCUCUCUCUCUCCAAUUUGAUCGCAGCCAUGUCCGCGGUAGCUAUAGAGCCUCUUCGAUACCCCUGUCGGAGAGACCACCCCAAAUUCACCUCCAGUUCGAAAAAAACUAAGGCAUUUUCUACAAAUUACGCUCCGCUGCCUCUAUCCGUUGGCGCCAGCCACUGCAGAUUCAGACCGGCUCGAGCUCUCCCAAUCAGAGCGACCUCCGUCGAUACGGCAGCUGUGGUGGAGACCUUGCAAUCCGACGACGUCUUCUUCAAGGAGACAUUUCCGUUAGAACGCAUUCAAAAGGUAGAAGGAAAGAUAUCUGUCAGAUUGGAUGGAGGGAAAGGUCAAGAAAAUUGGCAGCUUACUGUGGGAUGCAAUAUUCCGGGGAAGUGGGUUCUUCAUUGGGGAGUAAAUUAUGUCAAGGACGUUGGCAGGAAAUUAUAUGCGGUGAUCUAUUUUAGAGCCUGUGACAUUUUUCUAUCUUUUCUUUCAAAAUGUCGCAGUGAAUGGGAUCAACCUCCAGCUGAGAUGAGGCCUGUGGGCUCCAUACUCAUUAAGGAUUAUGCAAUUGAGACUCCUCUGAAGAAAUCGGCCACAGUGGUAGAAGGAAAUGUGAAUUAUGAAGUGAAGAUAGAUAUUUGUACAAACAAAGAUGUUGCAGCUAUAAAUUUUGUUUUGAAGGAUGUGGAAACUGGAGCUUGGUAUCAGCACAGAGGAAGAGACUUCAAGGUGGCUCUUAUUGACUACCUUCGUGAAGAUGGCAGUAUUGUAGGAGCUAAAAAGGGUUUGGGUGUAUGGUCAGGGACGUUUGGACAGCUAUCCAGCAUCUUCCUCAAAUCAGAAGGAGCUCAUCCUGAGGUUGAAGAAAGCAUUGAAUCCGGAGAUCCUAAUCUAGCUAAGCGCCUAGAGGGUUUCUUUGAGGAGCACUCUAUUGUAAAGGAAGUUCAUAUCAAUAACUCAGUGAGCGUUGUUGUACAAAAAUGUCCAAAAACAUCCAAGAAUCUAUUGCAUAUAGAAACUGAUCUCACUGGAGACAUUGUCAUCCACUGGGGUGUUUGCAAGGAUGAUGAUAAGAAAUGGGAGAUUCCAGCUGAGCCAUAUCCUGCUGAAACAACAGUAUUCAAGAAUAAAGCAUUGCGGACUGUAUUGAAGAAAAAAGAGAGUGUGCAGGGUGGUUGGAGUUCAUUUACUUUGGACGAAGGAUACAAAGGAUUUGUUUUUGUGCUCAAGAUAAAUGAAAACACAUGGUUGAAUUGUAUGGGAAAUGAUUUUUAUGUACCCCUUCCAAAUUCAAGUGGCUUGCCUGCACAAUCUAUUUCUGGUCAAAGACGGGAAGAGACAAAUCAAGCAGUUUCUCCUGAUGUAUAUACUGAUGGAAUCAUCAAGGAAAUAAGAAAUUUGGUGGGUAACAUUUCCUCAGAGAAGAGUCGCAAAACAAAAACAAAAGAAGCUCAAGAAAGCAUUCUUCAAGAAAUCGAAAAGCUAGCUGCGGAAGCCUAUAGCAUCUUUAGAACUUCUAUUCCAACCUUUUCAGAGGAAGCUGUUGUGGAAUCCGAGGCAUUAAAACCGGCCGCACAAAUAAGUUCGGGAACGGGUUCAGGUUUUGAAAUUCUGUGCCAAGGAUUUAACUGGGAGUCUCAAAAAUCCGGAAGAUGGUACAUGGAGCUCAAAGAAAAAAUUGCUGAAAUAUCUUCUCUUGGUUUCACUGUGGUUUGGUUACCACCACCGACAGACUCUGUGUCACCUGAAGGCUACAUGCCAAGGGAUUUAUACAACUUGAAUUCCAGAUACGGAAAUACUGAUGAGCUGAAGCUUCUGGUGAAAAGAUUCCAUGAAGUUGGUAUCAAAGUUCUCGGAGAUGUUGUCCUAAAUCACCGUUGUGCACAAUAUAGGAAUCAAAAUGGUGUAUGGAAUAUUUUCGGUGGUCUUCUAAAUUGGGAUGAUCGUGCAGUUGUUGCAGAUGAUCCACAUUUCCAGGGAAGAGGCAACAAGAGUAGUGGAGAUAAUUUCCAUGCUGCACCAAAUAUAGAUCAUUCGCAGGAAUUUGUGAGGAAGGAUCUUAAAGAAUGGCUACUUUGGCUAAGGAAAGAAAUUGGGUAUGAUGGGUGGAGGCUUGAUUUCGUUCGGGGAUUCUGGGGGGGUUAUGUCAAGGACUACUUGGAUGCAACUGGACCUUACUUUGCUGUAGGCGAGUACUGGGAUUCUCUCAGCUACACUUAUGGUGAGAUGGAUCACAAUCAAGAUGCACAUAGGCAGAGAAUUAUUGACUGGAUCAAUGCUACCAGUGGAACUGCUGGUGCAUUUGACGUCACUACAAAAGGAAUUCUUCAUGCUGCACUUGAAAGAUGUGAAUAUUGGCGAUUAUCAGAUCAGAAGGGAAAACCUCCAGGAGUGGUUGGGUGGUGGCCAUCUCGUGCUGUUACAUUCAUAGAAAAUCAUGAUACAGGUUCUACUCAGGGUCAUUGGAGAUUCCCAGGUGGAAAGGAGAUGCAAGGGUAUGCUUACAUCCUGACUCAUCCUGGAACGCCAGCAGUUUUCUAUGACCACAUUUUCUCCCACUUGCGAUCUGAAAUUUCGGCACUUAUUUCCCUGAGGAACCGGAAUAAGAUCCACUGUCGGAGUACAGUUCAAAUAACCAAGGCAGAAAGGGAUGUUUAUGCAGCCGUGAUAGGCGAGAAAGUGGCAGUGAAGAUAGGCCCAGGGUAUUAUAAACCUCCAAGUGGGCCCCAAAGCUGGUCUUUGGCCGCAGAGGGAAAAGAUUACAAGGUCUGGGAAGCCUCAUAAAAUUUCUCGAACACACGUCGAAGAAUGUAAGUUACAUUGAAGAACAUCUUGGACCCAGAAGAGACAAUAAACCCUUAACCUACAAGUGAAACUUCCCCCACCUAGAGUCACUUGAAGGGACCCUUCCUCCUGUAGCUACUUCUAGAUGGCUUUUGUUGACAUUUCAGACACCUUUGUUUGAGAAAUUAGGUGCUGAGAUGAGGGUAUAAAUGGGGCUGGAGAAUAAAUCGUUUACUCGUUUGUAUUUAAAAUUACACGGUGUAAACCCAUGAAGAUAAACAUGCUUGAAGGUAACCACAAGUCCUGGGAUCAACGAUGUAAACUCUACGUAGACAGCUAUACACAUUGGUUCUUACUUAAUAAAGGUGAUUUACAACAAAA
Messenger RNA from Rhododendron vialii, 3229 nucleotides. Its product is annotated as alpha-amylase 3, chloroplastic. Gene Ontology annotation, molecular function: calcium ion binding; alpha-amylase activity. The record is from RefSeq and is a predicted model, not a curated record. Lineage: Eukaryota; Viridiplantae; Streptophyta; Magnoliopsida; Ericales; Ericaceae. The transcript has 13 exons. Gene Ontology annotation, biological process: carbohydrate metabolic process. Bases 104 to 2848 code for a protein of 914 amino acids.